This is a messenger RNA of Chanos chanos (milkfish), 876 nucleotides long. Its product is annotated as E3 ubiquitin-protein ligase TRIM21-like. NCBI's taxonomy places the organism in Eukaryota, Metazoa, Chordata, Actinopteri, Gonorynchiformes, Chanidae. Gene Ontology annotation, molecular function: zinc ion binding. The coding region runs from base 1 to 876 and encodes 291 amino acids. The record is from RefSeq and is a predicted model, not a curated record. The transcript is spliced from 4 exons.
AUGGCUUCAGCAUUGUCUCUUCAGAUCCAGUGUCCGGUUUGUUUGUGUGAUUUCACAGAUCCGGUGAGUUUACCUUGUGAGCACUCUUACUGUCGACAAUGUAUCACCAGCGUCUUGCAUAACAGUGUCGGUCAAAGCAAGUGUCCAGAGUGUAGACUACGGUUCAGUCAAAAGGACAUUAAAACUAAUCGACCUCUGAGGAACAUGGUAGACGUCACACGAGAACACCUUCAGAAUCUGUCAUCUCAGAAAGACAUGUUGUGUCCUGAACAUGAGGACAAACUCAAAUUGUUCUGUGAGACGGACUGUGUGCUUGUUUGCCUCAUCUGCAAAGAAGGAGACAAGCAUCGUGGGCACAGCUGUAAACCCCUGAAAGGAGUGGCAGGAACCUGCAAGGAGAAACUGAGGGGGGCACUGAACUUUCUUUCUAACGAAAACAAACAGCUGAGUGACAUGAUCCUGAAACAGAACGCUGAGAUCAUGAAAACAAAACAUAAAUCUCAACAACUAUCAGCACAGAUCUCUGCUCAGUUUGAGGAGAUGCAUCAGUUCCUCAGGAAGAAAGAGGAGGAGGUGAAGAAACAACUGGAGGAGGAGGAGAGGAAUUCUCUGGAGACCAUGCAGAGAAAAAUGGAUACGAUAGAGGGACUACUGAAAGAAGGGAAAGAGCAAGAAGAGAGUUUUCGCUCUGCUUUAAAAAUACCUCAGGAUGACAAGUUUCUACAGUUUCCUCAGAAUAUUCCUAAAGGAAUAUUUUCCACCAAGACUCAGAAGCUUUUUCAAGAACUAAAGAAUUCCCUAGCUAUGCAGGAUGGGAACAACACUGCUCCUGAAGGGGUUCCUGUUUGCUUUCCCACUGCACCACAAGAACUGUAA